AUGAAACCUUGUGCCCAUACAAAUGCAGUGAAAGCUGAAUUACUUGCCAUCCUCCAUGGUCUCAGAUUGGCAAGGGACAGAAACUUGAAACCAAUCGAGAUUAACUCAGACUCUAGCAACGCUGUGUCUAUGAUUAUCAAUAACCAUCUUUGCUUUAGCAACAUUAUCUCUGAAUGCAGGUCUCUGAUGAGGAAGUUGGAGGUCAUAACUAUUAAACAUGUGUUUAGAGAGAAGAACAAGGUGGCAGACGUGCUUGCUAAAGAAGGCGUUAUGCGACCAUUUUUGGAAGGAGCAAGUGUUUUGGAAUCUCCUCCAGAAUGUGCUUUGGAGGCUGUAGAAGCAGACGCUAAUGGAACAAUCUAUGUUAGGAAAAUUGUUCCUUGUAAUAUUGAACCUUGUAUUAACGUAGCUUUAUGCCACCUGGUGGCACUUACUACUAUUAUGGACAUGCCCGGAAACUAUGCACCUAACUUUCUAUAG
Messenger RNA from Solanum dulcamara, 480 nucleotides. RefSeq lists its product as uncharacterized. The coding region runs from base 1 to 480 and encodes 159 amino acids. The transcript has a single exon. The record is from RefSeq and is a predicted model, not a curated record. Gene Ontology annotation, molecular function: RNA-DNA hybrid ribonuclease activity; nucleic acid binding. NCBI's taxonomy places the organism in Eukaryota, Viridiplantae, Streptophyta, Magnoliopsida, Solanales, Solanaceae.